AGCAUGAACGCGUUUCAGCCCCUCAUCAAACGGCUUCAGGCCAAGCUUCAAGGAUCGCCCAAGUUCUACGGUUCGAGCUGGGCGCCUGUCAUUGAUAAGCCUAACGUAGUUCAAGGCGUGUUAGGAUGGGAGAGUGUGCAGGUAAUUCUGACAUUGGUUCCUCCGGUUCACCUGCCCAUUGGUCAUAGGCACACUGGAAUGCUUUGGCUUGUCCACGCCGUACUGACGCAAUACAAAGUGCCAACUUGAUGAUGUACGAAACUUUGUUGUUGUUGUAAUGGGAAGGUAUUCUGAAGUCACGAAAUUUGUACAGUCUUGGUCCUUGGAUAUCCCCGAGGGUUCCUCUGUUUUCGAUAUGCACUAGCAAAAAGUUAGCCGUGUGCCUGCAGUAACGG
Suillus subalutaceus is the source of this 395-nucleotide messenger RNA. RefSeq lists its product as uncharacterized. The record is from RefSeq and is a predicted model, not a curated record. The coding region runs from base 4 to 249 and encodes 81 amino acids. Lineage: Eukaryota; Fungi; Basidiomycota; Agaricomycetes; Boletales; Suillaceae. The transcript is spliced from 2 exons.